GCAUUUUUCAUUGAGCUUUGAUGGGAGUGCAAAGGUCUAUCGCAAUAGAUUUUGACACAUCUGGAUGAAAAAAAAGGGGUGCCACAGAAGUGGAAGGCUUUGCUGGUAAUCUGUACAGUUCCGCGACAACGACACAAGAAAAUUUUGGCGCCUAAAAUAAAGCGUUUUUUGUAUAGUUCAUUGGAAUGACCCACGUGCAGAUGGUAAAUCUUUCGAUAGGAGGGAAAGAGAGAGAUCGGUGCAAGGAAAAACAAAAGGGAUAAUUGCCUCAAAAUGCCUCAGGAUCAGUCCACUGUAUGUGUUGGAGAAUAUUGACCAAAGGACGAAAUAGUUUGGUGUGACUUGACCCUUUUCGGUCAAAGUAAGGCUUUGAACCUUGUUUCUGUGAGAUUGACUUUUUUUUUUUCUUUUUCCUUUCCUCUUCUUUGUUCCAAUGCAAUGCCCAGCGGAACCACUUGUACUGCUAUGCCUUCCGACGAAGAAAGUGCUCUGUGUGCCGACUCGACUGAUUAUGGUGCCUUUCGCCAUUCCAAUACUCUAGUUCACCGUGACCAUUCCGUUUCCAGUGACGAUACGUCUUCCAGAGCCAGCAGUGACGCUGACGAGAUUAUCAGCAAAAUCAGCAAACGCAGGAAACAACGAAUGCAACGGCGCCAUUGCUCGCGACCCAUUCUGCCAAGCUUCUCCGAUAUUCUCCCCAACAAAAAGAACCUAUCAGAAAGCGAAGACGAACCACCUACUGACCUCGUAUUACCCGCAUUAAACCCGACUGCUCAAGAAGUGAUUGCUUCGAUCCCUUCUUCUUCUUCUCUAGAUCAACUGUUGAUGCGUCGAACCCACGUCAAUUUAAGUACGGUCAGAGCCAAAUACAGAAACAGUCGGAAGAAUGCCCGCGACGAAAAGUACGAAGUGUAUAGCAUCAUUCGAAGUUUUCAAUAUUAUCUAAAUUACAACGCUUAUGUGUCGGCCAUCAAAUGCGUGCUGUUCGCCAAUCGAACGAUUGUUUUAUUUGUGAAACUCGACUUAUUGGUCGAUUUGCUUUUCUGUUUGGCUUACCUAUUUGAGAUGAAGCAAGAAUUCGCCGUAGACCUUGAACCUUUCUGGCUCUACAAGCACCGCACCUACGAUUUGUGGUUCAUCUGCCAACUAUUGAGUAUAUGGGACUUUGGUUCUUUCACCAUCCGUUUUUUCAUGACCCAAUAUCCCAUGUCUGUCCUCUUGAGUUUCCGUUGCUUCAUUGAAUUGCUUACCACUAUUCCAUUUUUGGUAUCUAAUUUCAUUGAGCAUGGCCAGUACCUUUAUGUGCCUUAUUUUCUGCGAAGCUGGAUUUUGCUUCUACGGAUCAAGAGUGUCAUGAAAAUCAAAAUCAAUCUCCAGAUGACAGACAAGGCCCUCGAUCCUCUAAAGUACAAAUUCGCUCACUUGAUUGGGACCAUUGUUGCUCUCAUGUAUAACGGCUCGGCCGCCUUUCAGUAUUGUGAAGCCACCUUUGGUUCCGACAGUUACACCAUACUGGAUUCGCUCUAUGUCGUGAUGGUGACGCUCUCUACGGUCGGAUAUGGCGACAUCACGCCUACCACGGAAGCGAGCCGUAUCGUUAUGAUGCUCCUCAUUGUGAUCUCUUUGGCUGUUCUUCCAACAUUGAUCGCUGGCGUAUCAGAGACCCUCAGUCAAGAGAAUGAUGGGGGAGGGCAUAUUGGUAAGGGAUCCAUGCCUUUUAUUCUUAUCGUUGGUACAUUUACGCCCGAUCAGGUGAAUGAAAUCGUGGACGGGUUUGUGAACACCGAAAACGCCGAGUCGCAUUUGAAUAUGGUGUUUCUGGAUAUCAAUAAACCGUCGGAGGAAUUGAAGCUUAUGGAAAGAAACUCAAUGUGGGGCCACCGUAUUCGGUUUCUCCACGGGUCGGUUUUGAGCGAGAAAACCUUACAACGUGUGCAAGCACGAUACGCCAAGGCCAUUUUCACGAUAUCUGAUCAGAAUGCUACGGAGCCUAAUAAGGAAGAUGAACGUAAUACGGUGCGGUUAUGGUCGCUUUACUGCUACACGGUGAGCCACAACGUGCCGAUCUACACGUACAAUCUGUCUCCCAGCACGGCGAUCUACCAAAAAGUUGCGCAAGAAAUCAUUUGUCUGCGGGAAUUCAAGCAGUAUCUGCUUGCCAUGAACUGCCGAUGUCGUGGCGUAUCUACUGUAUUGACGAAUCUGUUGCAUCAGAGACAACCGCUCAACCAAUACGAUGAAUCAUGGCAAGCACAAUAUGAUGACGGUUCAUGCAAUGAAAUCUACAUGGCGCCCGCCACUCAGUGUAUCAUUGGGCUCAGAUUCGCCUAUGCUGCCUGGAUCAUUUACAAGGAAUGUCAAGCUAUUCUAUUUGCCAUCAAAACAUUUGUUCCCGAACGCAACGAUUAUGAAAUCUUGCUUAAUCCAUGCCAUGAUUACACGAUCAAAAGCGCCGAUUUGUGUGUGUUUAUAGCGGAAAGUCCAAAGGAGAUUCGAGAUAUCGAGCAUAUGAAUUCCAUCUAUGUGUGGCAAACUAUUCGGACCAUGGAAAAUCAGCGACGCGUUCAGCAACAAACAACAGAUAUGCAUGUUCCCUGCCCAGCAGCAUCCGAGAGUGUUGGAAUGGAAGCCAUGUCCAGCAGUGACAACAACACCCGAGGAGAACCUUCGCUUAAGUCAACGAUUCAUCAGAAAUUACAUGAACAGAUCUACCGCAUCAGUAAACUACCGUCCCCGCGUCAUGCUCUCCUUACAGGCAGUCGUACCUUAAUCAAAAGACUUGGAAAAGAUCCUUUGCCAGACGCCAAUCAAGAUACAGCCGUGCCCUUAUGCUAUUUACUGGACAAGCCGGCCGUCUUGGACGAUAUUGUGAUUCAAUCCACAGAGGGUGUGGAGAACCAUAUCCUUGUUUGUCUCCAUCGAGAAGUGAUUAAUAUUUUCAAAUUCAUCUAUAAUCUCAGAUCGCCUCACAUGAAACCCCAUGAAUUGCAAGAUAUCGUGCUUCUCUGCAGUAAACUCCCCAAACCCAAAAUCUUUGAAAUGAUCAACAUGUUUCCCCGAGUUUACUUUAUGGAAGGCAACUGUCGUUAUCCGGACGAUCUGCUUCGAGCAGGUAUACGGCGGGCGAAACAAGUCGUCGUGAUGAGCGAAAAAGAGUACCUUUAUCAGUAUGAGCGUAAUUCAGACAGUCCUGCCAUCAUGGCGAGUCAUAUCAUGGACUUAUUACUUCAAGAGCGUCCUAAUCAUUCUUAUACUAUUGUGAACCUCGUGGACAAGUACAAUAUCAAAUUCAUGCAUUUGUUGCAAGGAAAAGAUGUAGCGGAGGAGAUUGAUGUAUUUUAUACCCCGGCGUACGCUGCCGGCGACGUCGUAGCCGACAGUCUUCUCAGCAACGUACUACUAAGUCAGACGUACUAUAAGCCUGAUAUCGUUUCCAUCAUCAAGACAUUGUGUGGUAUGCCGGGUCCUUUAUGCGACGGUUCGGCGGCUUACUUACUAGCCACCUCGGAUCGGGUCACCACCAUGACCACCGCCACCAUCCAAGCCCCUCACCUUACCAGCAUCCCUAUACCACCCGAAUUUGUCAAUCAAACGUUUGCCUUUAUGUUUGAAUCCUUACUAUUGGACCAAGGCAUCUUGCCCAUUGGCUUAUUACGUGCACCCAGCGAAGCUUUUGGUAAUGAAUUGCCGUUUGUGUAUACCAAUCCUGUCCCGUCUCUUUUGCUCAAAGAAGAUGACGUUGUUUAUAUUCUCUCUCGACCAGGGUAUGCUUAGUCAGGAACAAAAAAAGAAAAGAUGUAAUCUAUCACUAUGCUUUGUCUACUUUAGUUUUUGAAACCCCCCAGCUUACAAUGAAUCGAUAUUCAUUCCAUGGAAUUUGUUUGGACAAUUUUUUUUUUCUCGCUGAGAAAAUCAAAUGCUGCAAAUAAAGUAAAAAAAAAGUUCAAGU
Molecule: messenger RNA, 3949 nt
Organism: Radiomyces spectabilis
Lineage: Eukaryota; Fungi; Mucoromycota; Mucoromycetes; Mucorales; Radiomycetaceae
Exons: 21
Coding region: 439-3774 (1111 amino acids)
Biological process (GO): potassium ion transport
Cellular component (GO): membrane
Source: RefSeq, a predicted model, not a curated record